CGGGAGGCCCGGGCGGCGGAGUUGGAGCAGGCGCCACCCCUCAGGCUGACGCGCGUCGUCUUUCGGCGGCGUGGCGCAGCGCUUCUCCCGGUGGCGCGGCGGCUUCGGAGGAUCGGCCGCCGGGCACAGUUUCCUAGAAGACAAAAAAAUGGAGGAAUUGGUAAACCAAAUGCAGCCGCUGAAUGAGAAGCAGAUAGCCAAUUCUGAAGACGGAUAUGUGUGGCAAGUCACUGAUAUGAAUCGGCUGCAGCGGUUCUUGUGUUUUGGUUCUGAAGGUGGGACUUACUCUAUCAAAGAACAGAAGUUGGGCCUUGAGAAUGCUGAAGCUUUAAUUAGAUUGAUUGAAGAUGGCAGAGGAUGUGAAGUGAUACAGGAAAUAAAGUCAUUUAGUCAAGAAGGCAGAACUGCAAAGCAGGAGCCUAUGCUCUUUGCCCUCGCCAUUUGUUCCCAGUGUUCUGACAUAAGCACAAAACAAGCCGCUUUCAAAGCUGUUUCUGAAGUUUGUCGCAUUCCUACACAUCUCUUUACUUUUAUACAAUUUAAGAAAGAUCUAAAGGAAAGCAUGAAAUGUGGCAUGUGGGGUCGCGCCCUCCGGAAGGCCGUAGCAGACUGGUACAAUGAAAAAGGUGGCAUGGCCCUUGCCCUGGCUGUCACAAAAUAUAAACAAAGAAAUGGCUGGUCUCACAAAGAUCUGUUAAGAUUGUCGCAUCUUAAACCUUCCAGUGAAGGACUUGCUAUUGUUACCAAAUAUAUUACAAAGGGCUGGAAAGAGGUCCAUGAAAUGUAUAAAGAAAAAGCACUUUCUGUGGAGACUGAGAAAUUAUUAAAGUAUCUGGAGGCUGUAGAGAAAGUGAAGCGCACAAAAGAUGAACUGGAAGUCAUUCAUCUGAUAGAAGAGCACAGACUGGUUAGGGAGCAUCUCCUAACAAAUCACUUGAAGUCUAAAGAGGUAUGGAAGGCUUUGUUACAAGAAAUGCCUCUUACAGCAUUACUAAGGAAUCUUGGAAAGAUGACUGCUAAUUCAGUGCUUGAACCAGGAAACUCAGAAGUGUCUUUAGUAUGUGAAAAGCUGUGUAAUGAAAAACUGUUAAAAAAGGCUCGUAUACAUCCAUUUCAUGUUUUAAUUGCAUUAGAAACUUACAAAACAGGUCAUGGGCUCAGAGGAAAACUGAAGUGGCGCCCUGAUGAAGAAAUUUUGCAAGCUUUGGAUGCCGCUUUUUACAAAACAUUUAAGACAGUUGAGCCAGCUGGAAAGCGUUUCUUACUGGCAAUUGAUGUCAGUGCUUCUAUGAACCAAAGAGUUUUGGGUAGUGUACUCAACGCUAGCACAGUAGCCGCAGCAAUGUGCAUGGUUGUCACACGAACAGAAAAAGAUUCUCAUAUAGUUGCUUUUUCAGAUGAAAUGGUACCAUGUCCAGUGACUACAGAUAUGACCUUACAACAGGUUUUAAUGGCUAUGAGCCAGAUCCCAGCAGGUGGAACUGAUUGCUCUCUUCCAAUGAUCUGGGCUCAAAACACAAAUACAGCUGCUGAUGUCUUCAUAGUAUUCACUGAUAACGAGACCUUUGCUGGACAUGUCCAUCCUGCCGUUGCUCUGAGGGAAUAUCGAAAGAAUAUGGAUAUUCCGGCCAAGUUGAUUGUCUGUGGAAUGACAUCAAAUGGUUUUACCAUUGCAGACCCAGAUGAUAGAGGCAUGUUGGAUAUGUGUGGCUUUGAUACUGGAGCUCUGGACGUGAUUCGAAGUUUCACAUUAGAUAUGAUUUAAUCAUACGCACCAGCACAGUCUAAGAGGUCCAUUGCCGUCAGUGAUCUCGCUAAUACACCGCUACUUCCCAGCUAAUCUUAAUCCAAUGAAAGACAGUAGGAUGAUGGUAUAGUAUGUGCAUAAUGGAAAGUUUACCUUACCAAAAAAAAGGAAGGAACAAUAAGAUGAGCCCAAAGUUCUUUCUGUCUACUAAACUAGCUCUUGGGAAAUAGCUUCAGAAUACACUGUAGCCCCCUCUAUCUAAUAGAGAACUUCUUUUUGAGAGGCUGUAAGAUAGUCAAACAGUUUUGCUUUGGCGAAUAAUCACAUUUGUACUUAAAAGAAGAGAGAGCCAGAAGUGUAAGUAGUUCCAUAUCAUGUCACUUAUUUGAGAAAUGCCUAAAGUUUUCUUAAAUGUUUUCAUUGGUAAAGGACAACUUUGAUAAUGUCCAAAUAUUCUGAAAUGCACUGGACCAUGUAACUGUGAUGGAAUAUGAAACUCAUUUGUAAACUUUUAUACCAAGGGGGUUAAAAAAACAAACAAAAAAAACAAAAGACAAAAAAAAAAGACAUUUGAUUAUGAAUGAGUUUUACAAAUUCCUUUAACAGUUUUCUACAGUCACAUAAAUAGCAGCUUUCUCAGUCAGUGAAAAAGAUAUUUUGUUUCUGUGGUUUAAUUUACACUUGUAGAAUUGUUACCAUUAACCAGAAACAUAAGGGAAACCCCUGAGAUCUGAAGUUUGUGUCAGCUAAGGAAGUCUAUUUUGGUUUGCUUUUGUUUGUUUAUUGCUGUGAGUGAGGGGGCAUGACUUGACAGUUUCCUCUGGCUUAUAACAACAUAGCCACAUGUAGGCACACUUUUUUUUUCAUUCUCUUAAAUGAAAACAGAUGUUUCAAGCAUUUAACUCCCCCCAUUCAUAAUCUGAAAGUAUGACAAUUAAAAUCUCAAACAUAGCCAGAUUAGCUUUUUCCUUACUUUAAAAAUAUUGUUUUAAUUACUUUUAUCUAUUUUUUUAGCCAAUUGUAAAUGGGUUUUAGAUAUUUCUAAUGGUAAACAUGUUAGUGGCCUCCUCUCUCUUUGUCCAUUAUUCAUCUGUGGCUUUGUCCAUUAUUCAUUUGUGACAAAACAUUCUUUUUUGAUAGUAUAAAAAAAUAAUAAAGCAAGGUAGGUCUUUCAGGUUUGAAAGGCAAUUUUUGUGUGGCAUAUUAUCACUAACCAGUCUGUAAGAAAUUAAUUUUUUCUAUUUUAUUUGUGUAUAUUAAACUUCCUAUUCAUUAUAAAGUGCACUAUUUUCUUGAGCAAGUAUCCCUUCUUUGUGGGGAGGUUUAACCUGUUGAACUGCCAGUAUAUUUGCUCAUAAUUAUAUCAUGGCUGUCUAAGAUAAUGUGCACAUAAAACUUCAGUUUUUAUGUAUUGUUCUUUAAAUGUAUUUAAAGAUUUACUGGGGAUUUAUAAAGCCCUUCUCAAUAUUAUAUGAAAAGUCAAACUAGUAAAUGUAAAUUAUACUUUCACGUGCUUGGGGGUUAGAGGUUUUAUGUUUUGGGGGGCAGAGGGACUUACGUAAUGUUAGAAUUUGUAUAUUUUCUUCUGUUUCAUGAGAAAUUUGGGCUCUGGGAGUAAUAAGACAAUGUUCCUUUCAAACUUAUUUGAUAAAUUAAUGCUGGCCUUGUCUGAUAUGUAGCUCUUCCUUCAAGGCCACUGGUAGCAAUUUGUAAAUAUUAUGAUUUACCUGAUUUUUUUGUCAGCAAAGCUAGUAGCACCAUUACCCCCCCCCAAAAAAAAAAAUACAUGGCUUGUGAUAUCUGUUUUUUAUCCUCUGUCAGGCAUUGGAUUUGACAUGUUAGCUACUUUUGAUACAUUAAAAUAUUAUGUUCAGAUUGAGUUUAAAGAACCUAACAGAAUUUUGUAAUAAUACUUGAAUUCUUUAAGUAAACCCAAAAUCUUUUUUUUUUUUCCUUUUUUUUGCGGUACGCGGGCCUCUCACUGUUGUAGCCUCUCCCGUUGCGGAGCACAGGCUCCAGACGCGCAGGCUCAGCAGCCGUGGCUCACGGGCCCAGCCUCUCCGCAGCAUGUGGGAUCCUCCCGGACCGGGGCACGAACCCGCGUCCCCUGCAUCGGCAGGCGGACUCUCAACCAUUGCGCCACCAGGGAAGCCCCAAAAUCUUCUUAAAUUAAAAAUUAUAACAUGAUCUAACUUUUUAUUCCUAAUAGAAAUGUUAAGUGGAAUACAGUAUAAACGUUUAUUUCCUUCAGUUAAACACUGUUUCUAUAUUGUUUUUAGACAGAUAUGUUCAGGAACUAAUAUUAAAUCCAUCAGAAGUAAGAUUAGAUGUGACUUUUUUGAAGUCACAUAAAUAAGUCUAUUAAAUGGUAAGAUUUUAGAAAGAAAAAACUAAAAGCCACCACUGAAGGUGCUUUAUUUUCAAAUCAUGGAGCUUUAGAAGCUGGAAGAAACCUUAGAAAUUUAAAAGGUAAUUGUUUGAGUUAGUUUAGGGAUCCAUGGUCUGAGAGAGUGUGACUGGAGCCCUAGAUCUAGAUCUAGAAACCUUGGUCUCUUCAUUCCCAUUCCAGUGUUCAUUUCCCGACAAAAUGGGAAGACAUUGACUUACAAGAGUAGGUGAUAAAAUAGAAUUAUUCAAGACUUUUAUCUUUUUAGGUAUUAGGAAAUAAUGUAUAUACAUGAUUGCUUUAGGAGUAGAAAAACAGAACUUGUGAACAUGUAUACUUCUGUAGUUCAUAGUAACCCUCAAGCACAAUUAAUGUCUUAAUAACCUGUAUUGCUAUAUAACAUAGUCAUAUAGAAAGAAUAAAAAAACUUUACCUCAUUAUGAAUAAAAUGUACUCAAGUGAUAAAGAAGUUUUAUUUUCUGAAUUACUUCUAGCAUUAUUGCUGAUUAGGAAAAUGUUGCUUCUAAAAAACAAUCCUAAGAAAAGUAAACUUUAUUUCCUAGAAAAUAUGUAAAUAUUUUCAGGAUAUAGUUGUAAUUAGUAAAACAAAAACUAAUCUUAUGAUCCUACCCUAUCCCUGUUAGUUGAAAUUUCUUGGAAAUUCCACUUAUUAACACUUAUGUAUUGUUUAGUUUAGUCAUCAUUUUAGGAAAUAUUGGUGAGGAAGACACUAGUGAAUGGGAUUUAGCGUUAUACCCUUCUGGAACCUCUUUUGCUUUAUCUAACUUACUGUGUGACUGUAGACAACCAGUUUAACCUAUGUGAUUCAAUUUUGCUAUCUUUAAAAAGUAACAUAUCUGAUGCUUGGCUCAUAGAAAAAUCAAUGAUUUUAUUAUAUCUGUAUAAAACUUGAAAUUGGGAAGAAGGCUUGCAAAGAAAUUAGAACUUUUUGAAAAAAUUAAAAACACUUUUAAUAGGAUAUAUGUUUUGAAAGAUAAAAUGUUUUAGAAAAACAGCUCAGUAGGCUCAAUAAUUUUUUUAAACACUCCUGUUCUGAAUGGGAAAAUGUGGAAGAAAAAUUUUAACAGUAAAGGUAAUGACUAAAGAAAUCACUAUUCUCUGAAAAGAGAAAGGAAUAUAUUCCAUUAGCUAGAUCAAGAAAAACUAACUCAUACUCUAAAUGAGAAGAUGGUCUUACAAAAAUUUGCUUAAUGUUUUAAAAUAACAGGUAAAUCUACAAACGAUAGAAUAUCAGUUAAUCAGGAUUUUUUUAUGCAAAACAAUUUAAAAUUAUUUUGGAAAUUUAAGAUAGAAUUUCUGAAUAAAUUUGAGGAUCUGACAAUUAAGAAACAUCUGUGGAAGCACAGUAAAGCUACAUCUAAACAAUAAUUAAAGGGAAAUGGUUGUGAUCACUUAUUGGACUUACUUCAAUUUGACCUAAAGAUGAUAUACCCACAGAUCUCUCCAUAAGUCCCUUACAGUUAGUAAUCACAAAUGAAAAAUUCUAGUCUUGUAUACCACAGACUUGGGUGAUUCGUUAAGGCUAUAUCCCCUCUAGAGAAAUGUCAGAUAGCAUCAAUGUAAACAUGCACAAGGGAGAAUUAGAAAAAAGAUAAGUUAAACUAUUUCAUUAGUUGUAUUUACUGUAUGCAUUCAAUUUAGUAUAUAUCCCAGUUACUUGCUGCCUAGUCCAUUAUUUGUUGGAAGAUUCCUUCUAUACCUUUUUUUUUUUUCUUUUAAAAUUCCUUUCUUCUGACAUUUUGGUCUUCUGUUUGCUUUUCUAGUCCUGCUGUAC
Molecule: messenger RNA, 5928 nt
Organism: Lagenorhynchus albirostris (white-beaked dolphin)
Lineage: Eukaryota; Metazoa; Chordata; Mammalia; Artiodactyla; Delphinidae
Gene: RO60
Product: Ro60, Y RNA binding protein
Exons: 9
Coding region: 149-1765 (538 amino acids)
Cellular component (GO): ribonucleoprotein complex
Molecular function (GO): RNA binding
Source: RefSeq, a predicted model, not a curated record